Penaeus chinensis is the source of this 3517-nucleotide messenger RNA. RefSeq names its product zwei Ig domain protein zig-8-like. Lineage: Eukaryota; Metazoa; Arthropoda; Malacostraca; Decapoda; Penaeidae. The record is from RefSeq and is a predicted model, not a curated record. The transcript has 11 exons. Gene Ontology annotation, cellular component: neuron projection membrane. The coding region runs from base 1387 to 2325 and encodes 312 amino acids. Gene Ontology annotation, biological process: synapse organization.
AUUAAAAAAAAAAAAAAACUCAAAAUAAAUAAAUAAAAAACAUAGAAAAAAGAAAAACAGAAAAGAAAAAACUAAAAACACACAAAAAAUGACAAAAGAACAAAACACAAAAAAACACGUAUGUGCAUAUUCUCUUUUUUAAGCGACUUGGACCCCCCCCCCCCCCCCCCGAGAACCAGUCUAAGGUCUCCACUAAAUACUUUUCCAACAAAGGAAGUGUGCAUAACAGCUCAUCCCUCCCCCUUGAGUGGGUGUGAGCUCGAAAAGAAGCGCCUCAAAUCGACACACUCACCUGCUGUUGCUCUCGGUGUCGUAAAUCCUUGAAGAGAUGAGCUCCGGAAGGGAGGGAGGAAGCUGCCGCGACGCGAGAGGCCGCCAGUGAGCCCCGCCGCCGCGUCGAGUCCCACAGCAUUGGGGUCGUCCUUGUCGAGCAGGUAGUUGUAAUACUUGUAUCUUAGACGGAAACGUGUGAGCAGUCGGACAGACGCAGAGUGUAGUGUGAUAACCUUGCGCGACUUUGCUUCAUAACUUAAAGUCUAGAGUGAAAAGGGUGCAUGUUCUCCCCUGUGCUCGAGUGAUGGCCUUACGUGUAAACAUUCAUAUCUCAUGCAAAGUUGGGACACGUGUCACUUGGGGGGAACAAACGGGAGCAUAAAGUGCCGAGAGAGAGUGGCCAGGUGUUGGCACUGGCGACGUGGCACUCUGACACCGCGUUUCUCUCUCUUGGAGGAAGCAUAGGCACAAAUAGGAGAGGGAAAGAAGAGGAAGAAAAUGUCGUAUAAACGUGAAGUAAAAGACAAGAGCUCUCUUUCCUUCUAAUAAGGCGUGAGUGACGUACGAAUACUUGGUCUGGCGGACAACAAAGCGUUCGACAGUCUCAUAGUUUUCAGAAAUAAGCUUGUGAAGGAAAAGCAAAGGAGAAGGGGAAAAAAUCAAGCGUUUACAAGAGCGCCGGUCUCGUGCUCGCGUAAGAAAGGAGAGAGAAGGAUAAAGGUUCAGAAAAAGUAAUAACAAAAAAUAAACACAACGACCCUCACCCAAGACGGAGCUUUGAUGUUUGGUGCUUACACCUGCCUCGGAAGAAAGCGUAAUAAAGAGGGCGUGUGCGUCUGUGUGUAUGUGCGUGUCUGUGAGGCCAAAGCAUCGCCGGCAAAGUCACGCAGAAGACGGCUGUUAAGUACCCGUUAUAACGAGCCUUCUUUUGACCCCGUGGCUAAGGCAGCCGAGAAUACAGGCAGAUAAUAAGGCAGACUUUAUGGGAUAGAAGAAAAUACUACCUAGAGUCGGCGACCGGGGACUUCGCUCAGUACCCUUAGCCAAUGGUAUUCCCCAGAAGAGCGACGGAGUGAAACAAAAGAGGAAGAGUUAAAGAAGGGUGAAUUCGAGAUGGUUUCCCUACUGCUGCCUCUCCUGCUGCGCCUGCUAACGUGUGCGAGCGUCGGGGGAGAGGCGCAGGACAGACCUCCUGCAGAUGGCUUGGCGAAGACCACUUCGGGAGAGGGGUUGGAUGGCCCGGGAGCAGCGGGGAUAUUCCUACAGACCAACAGCUCUCGACAUCUAGCCAUGGUCGGAACCACGGCCGUCCUGCACUGCCACACUGGAGACAUCGGCGAGAGCGUGGUGUCAUGGAUUAGGCGCAGGGACUACCACCUCCUCACCGUCGGCCAACACGCGUAUAGCAGUGACGAGCGAUUCCAGGUCCGCUAUGUCAAGCAGGACAAUGACUGGCAGCUUCACCUCCGCUACGUGCAGGUACGGGAUGCAGGAGAGUACGAGUGCCAGGUGUCGUCGCAUCCUGCCACGAGCCUCUUCUCCACACUGCAGGUCGUCGAGCCGACGGCGGAGAUCCUCGGAGGCCCGGAGAAAUACAUCAGGCGGGGCAGCUCCCUCCGCCUCGUGUGUCUCCUCAGGCACUACGAGACUCCCCCGGACUACGUGUUCUGGUACAACGGCGAGAGGAAGAUGAUCAACUACGACCAGCAGGUGACGGUAGAGACCAACAGUACAUGUAGCGUCCUCACCAUUCAGGAUGUUCAGUUCUCAGACAACGGAAGGUACGCUUGUCACCCGGCCAACGCCCAACCAGCCAGCAUCCUCAUCCAUGUGCUGAACGGCGGUGAGACUCCGGCCGCCAUCCACUCGCCGGCCGCUCGUGUCGCCCUUCCCUGCCUGCCUCUGCUGCUGCUGUUGCUACUGCUGCUGAGUCUCGCCAACAUCUCCCAUCAGGAGGUGGUGGUGAGGGACGCCCAGUACCGAAUACGGCGCAUGCGCAAGUACCGGCAGGAACCCUUGUCGCCGUGCCGUGAGAUAUGUCCUUCUGUGUGACGCCUGACCUUCUCCUUCCGCGUCACCCUGUAGGACCGAGCACCCCCUCUCCUUCUCCUUUACUCCGGGCGUCGUGAUGUGACGAGACCGUGUCACUUGCUCCUUAUAAAAAAGAAGCCUGCAUUGCGCAGUGCCAUCAUGUGUGUAUGUCACGUGGUCCGCUGUUGUUCCUUUGCUGUGUGACUCCAUGCACUGUGGCAUAUGACAAUGUAUUUACACCUGCUCUGUGUGCUGUCAUCAAGUGUCACGCGAUCAUUACCUGCACCUGCUACGAGUGAUAUUAAGGAACGUGUUAUAUGAUGACCAGCUAUAUGGACCGUGUGUGAGAUUUCAUGUUUUAACCUUAUCAACUUUGCUGCAAUAAGGUGUGAUGACAUCGUAAGUACACGAUACAUGUUGAACAGAUGUGCAUACGUUAGCAGUAUUAAGCCUCUCGGAAUUUAAGGCUUGAAGUCACGUGAUGGUGUUAGGAGUGUGUGACAGCGGAAAAGGAGACCAGAAUGAGUGCACGUUUGUAAACUGCUCUGAAUGGAGACACGUUAUACGGUCUAUGGAAAGAAGUGCACUAUUUCUCCGAAUCAUAUAAAGAUGUAUCGACUGAAAAAAAAAGAAAAACAAGUGCUGCAAAGUUGAUGUUCACAGCAAACUAAUGACAAUUCACUUCAUACACUACAACAAGUUUUUUUUUUAACUGCAGCAUCUCUUAGAAAUCCCGAGAAACGUCCCUGUGUAUCUCAAAGGGAGGAGAAGCUCACAUUUUCAAAACAUAUCUACUGUAAUAACAGUUAUGAUUCCCCAAAAAACAAAACAACAAAUACAUAAUUUAUGACUUUUAGAUUUUUUGUAUAAGUAAUGUACUAAAUGUCAGACCCAUAGGUAACAGAAAUGCAGCAAGUAGAUAUAUUCAUUUGUUUUUUGACAUACAAAUGACUCGUAUGGAAUUCCCUACCUGGCUGCACCCCAAUACUUGCUUCUUGAUAUAAGUUGUGUACCUUAGAUAUAAAGUGUUUAUUCGUAGUGUACUUUGUGAUUAACCAGAAUAUUAUGAAUUAAUAUGAUGUUGAGUGGAUAACUAUAGUUGUUUGGUUAUUAUUUUGAGUUUUCCUUUUAGUUUCACGAGUUAUUUCUAUUUGUCAUCAACUCUACAACUCCCUGCAAGCUAUGUUGUAAAUAAAAUGUUUAUAGUAAGAAA